CGCUUUCGGGACUCGGUCGGCAUUCGCGCUCCUGACCCCGUUACCGUUCCCUCGCUCGCGAAACCUGCUCCGAGCUCGGCGCACCUGUUGAGUAAGCCUCAAUUAGUCCUGACCCACCUGUCGGCCCGCGCCCGGAAAACCGGUCGGAAAACCCGCACACCCACGCUUUCACCGAAAACCGAGACCGGUUUCAUCUCCGCUCUCCUUUUUCCCGGAUCGCACGAGAGAAACGGAGACCUUGAACAUUGUAUUUAACCUCGAAAUCGGCUCAGAAUCGUGAUCUUCGUGCAUGCAUUUCAUGCGCUGUGGAUAGACAUACAAGUUGUCGAAUCGAUAAAAUUAAGCUCGGAAUCAAUACGAUCGGAACGGCUCGUGUUUAAGACGGCACUCAGUGUUCUCAUCCCUAGAUUUGUUUUUAUUCGUCAUCUUGUUGCAGGGACGCUGCCUUAAAUGCAGAAAUAAAGUGAGAACUUGGUGUAGUAAUCUAUAAAAAAACAGUGGGGAAAAAAUUGAAAUUUAGUUCGUUCCGUUUGAUGAAUUUACGGCGUAGAAUAUUUUUGGUUAAUACUACGUGCUCGGAAGGCUUGUACUCUUUUUGAAGUGUAAAGUACUGCUUGAUUUUCUACGACUGUUAGUUUCAUUUUAGUGUGAUGGUAUAUUCGGGGUGAUUCUUGCACUUAUAGUGGACAAAUAUUUAGAAAAAUUCCUCUUAGAAAGUUACCCAGAUAAGCAGUAAUUGUUUUUGUUCGCCUUAUUUUUUCAAUACCCAGUAGAAUUUUUGUAUCAGUGGAAAAGACUUUUUAAAACCAAAAGUCUCCUAUAAAGAAGUCAUAAGAAAUCUUCAUUCAGUAACGAUUUGCUGCUUGAUGGAAGCAACUAUAGUUCAUCAAUAGGCGCAAAAUGACAAACUCAAGCUCAGUUCUUUGAUACAAGUUGAACGGACGCAGGGCAUCAUGAAGGGACGACACCACUUGAAGCGGAGGUUUAGCCUUCAGCCGGCAUCUUUUCUCAGGGACAGUUCCACGCACCAUGAGCGAUCCAAAAGCCGCUCGGAGUCGACGGCGGGUUCGCUGGACAAGUCCGGGGAGGGUGGGGACGCGGCGUCGGCGGUGAGCGGGACCCGGCACAAGCUGGUGGUGAUGGGCGGCGCCAAGGUGGGCAAGUCCUCGCUCAUCACGCAGUUCCUCUACGGCGUCUUCUCGUCCAAGUACAAGCGGACCGUCGAGGAGAUGCACCGCGCCGACUUCUGCGUCCAGGGCGUCCAGCUCACCCUCGAGAUCCUCGACACCUCCGGCUCCUUCGAGUUCCCGGCCAUGCGCGACCUCUCCAUCUCCAGCUCGGAGGCCUUCGUCCUCGUCUACUCCAUCGCCGACGCCGCCUCCUUCGAGGAGGCCCGCGUCCUCCGCGACCAGAUCAUCGAGAUCAAGGGCUCCGCCUCCGUCCCCAUCGUCGUCGUCGGCAACAAGCUCGACCUCGCCGACACCUCCAGAGAGGUGGAUUUGGACACGACCGAGUCCCUAGUCACGAUGGACUGGGAGCAUGGCUUCUUGGAGGCCUCGGCCAAGGACAACGUCAAUGUCACCGAGGUGUUCAAAGAGCUCCUGAAUCAGGCCAAAGUGAAGUACAACCUGAGCCCGGCCCUCCGGCGACGCCGCCAGAGUUUGCCUACCCAGUGCGGCACCACCUCGGCGCCUCCCACCCCCGGCCCCACCCCCCACCACCCGGGCAUCCCCUCCUCGCUCCAACUCCAGCACCUCCAAAGCAUCCAGGAGAAACAGAUGGCCUCCGGCUCCGGGAGCAAGCGCAAUUCUUGCGUCAUUUCCUAAGUCUGUAA
Bemisia tabaci is the source of this 1834-nucleotide messenger RNA. Its product is annotated as ras-related protein Rap-1. Lineage: Eukaryota; Metazoa; Arthropoda; Insecta; Hemiptera; Aleyrodidae. The record is from RefSeq and is a predicted model, not a curated record. Gene Ontology annotation, molecular function: GTP binding; GTPase activity.